UGCAGAGCUCGCGCGCUCGCGCCGCUCCUGUCCCGCAGCAGCAGCACUAGCCUCGAGCUGGAGGUGUGCAGCACGAGAGCGGCUUUGGUGUCGAUCACGCCUGUGUGGAGAUGGCGAGUCCCAGCGAGGAGACGCGCUCAGACACAUGCGCGGAGCAGCAGCACGAAAGCGGAGAAACGAGCCAGGAGCCCGCAGUACAGGAGGCCCAGAAAUGGAUAGAGGCAGUGACGGGGAGAAGCUUUGGUGAGAAGGAUUUCAGGAGCGGACUGGAGAAUGGCAUUCUUCUAUGCGAGUUGCUGAGUUCUAUCAAACCAGGACUUGUGAAAAAGAUCAACAGACUCCCAACCCCCAUCGCAGGACUAGACAAUCUCACCAUGUUUCUGAGGGGAUGUGAGGAAUUAGGACUGAAAGGAACACAGCUGUUCAACCCAGGAGACCUGCAGGACACAUCAAUACGCGCUAACCUAACGGGUUCAGAUUGUAGUAGAAAGCUAAAGAACGUCCUGAUCACUAUUUACUGGCUGGGCAAAACUGCUAACAGUUGUGCAUUUUAUAACGGUCCGAUGCUUGACCUGAAAGAGUUUGAAGGCCUUCUAUCCAUGAUGAGGAAGGAGUGUGUGAGCGAGGAGUCAGACUCUCCUAAGCGGAAUAUACGGGACAGUGGUUAUAUAGAUAAUUGGGAAUCGGAGCGUUCUGAUUCGCUGUCGCCGCCAAGGCACGGGCGAGAUGACUCUUUCGACAGCCUGGACUCUUUCGGUUCACGAUCACAACAGACACCUUCCCCUGACACUGUUCUCCGUGGCAACAGCGACGACUCGGAGGGUGACGGUGGUCCCCGGAGGUUACCAGACGUGCGCAAAGACGACAUGUCUGCCCGCCGGGUCUCCUAUAAAGAGCCUCGCGCCGCGUUGCCCUUUAACCAGUAUCUUCCCAACAAGAGCAACCAAACCAACUACAUCCCCGCUCCAUUGAGGAAGAGGAGGAGUGAGCGAGAGGAAGAGUGGAGGAGUGCCAGCAAUGCUACUUCCCCUGUCGGAGGAGAAAGACCGCUCAGAGAGGAGUGUGUUGGGGUAUUGAGAGAUGGGGGUAUCAGCCCCAACGCCCAGAAAACUGUCACCUGGGCAGUUGCAAAAGGGGCAGAGCCUGAGCUUGGGGAGGAGGAGCUAAAGAAGAUGAGAAAGCUAGAGAAGGCGGGGAUUAAAGUAUUGCCUGCCACUGUGAGAUAUAACAGUCCUAAGGUGACUGGUGUCGAACCCGAUCAGGCCAAGUCUCCAUCACCUGACAUCAUCCUUCGUCAUGACAAUGACUUCCUGCGGGCAGACCACCCACACGACCGGGACGCCAACAAGGAUGAUGAGGAUGAAAAUGCAGAAAGAAGAGUCCCAGACGUCCAGAAGGACGACCUGGCGUCCCGAAGAGCGCGUAUGAACCAAUCGAGACCCCACGUGACUCAUCACUUCCUGCCAGUGGGGUGCAGCAUGAAGGACCGCAAGCGAUGGGAGGGGAUCCGGCUGGCAUCCCAGCAUGCAGUGCUGGAGAGGAUGGAGAAAAUGGAGCAGGAGAAGAGGAGUGAGGCUGACUCUGCCUCUACUGAAGUGUCAAUCAUUACCCGUAAGGACAACCCCUUUCUUACUCCUCGUGGGAAAAAGAUGGGGGAGAAAGAGGAGAGUGAUGAGGAGGGAGAGGGGCGGGCAGUGGUGCCAAAUCUAUAUAAGGAUGACCUGGCCAGGAGGAGAGCUCAGAGUGGGACCACCCUGCAAAGAGACCCCCGUCAGUCACUAGUCCAGACGGCCAUUACUCAGUCUGACCUUGAGAAGUGGCAGAGACUUUCAAUGAACACUGAAAACAGUGAGGCCUCCCCUGCUGAGGCAUCAAUCAUAACUCAUAAGGACAAGCCCUUCCUGACCCCUGAGAAAGCGAGGGUGAGAGAGGAUGAGAAGGAGCAUGGUGAUGAGGGGGAGUCAGAGGGAGGAGGGAGGGCGGCGGUGCCUAACAUACAGAAAGAUGACCUGGCCAGGAGGCGUGGCCAAACUGGGGCCCUCCCACAGCGGGAUCCUCGGCAGACCCUGGUUCAGACGGCCAUCACUCAGUCAGACUUGGAGAAAUGGCAGAGGCUGAAGAUGAGCACAGAGGACAGUGACUCGCCCCCCGCUCCUCUGUGUCAGGCCUGUCUUGAGAAAGGCUCCAUCCUUGCCGCCUCCUCGGGAAAGGUUGCCAAGGGUGACCUGGCUGCUGGCCGAGGGCGUUCCCACGGCGACCGGCGGCGAUUUGUGACGUUCGGGGGGGUUACUGAAGUGGAGAGUGUUUCCUGGAAAGAGGGAGAGGAGCAGGAGGAUGAGGAGGAGGAAGAGGAGAGGAGGAAAGAGAGAGAGAGGGAUGAGUCAGAGACACUUCGACGCCUCCUCUCCACGGCAACAGUUGCCAUGCCCACCAUUGGGGUGAGCUCAGGGCUCACAGCAGAGAGAGCGGUAGGCAGUGGAAGUGCGAAUGCAGCCCCUGCCCUGAACUCAUCCUCAGAGUCUCCACAACCUUUGACCUCUGUCUCAAAACGCUCCUCAGCCUUGGCUGAGCGGGAGGCUCUGGAGUUGAGGCUGGCUGAGAAAGCAAGGGAUGAGAAGGAAUACGAGGAAAAUGAAGAGGAGGAGGAGAAGGACAGGCAGCCGGACAUAGAGAAAGAUGACAUGAUGGCGCGAAGGACAGGAGCAUUUCAGAAGGGAAUGAGCGGGACGUCCUAUAACCAGUUUCUGCCGCCGCCAGGCUCCAAGAGGGACACGGGUGGUUUUGGGUCGAAAGAAAGGAGUACAGAUCCUCUUAUGCUGGAGAAAAACAUAAAGACAAAGCGGUUCAAGUUUGGACAGAGAGUUGAUCCGGUAAACCUGGAACCAAAGCUGUCAGCAUCGGCAGCCACAGUUGCUCUAAACAAACCAGCCAUUAUCAGUUCAACUUCAGCCCACAGUGCAGUUCGCAGUGACUGUUCUGGUUUUCAUGAUGAUGAUGAGCAUGAUUAUGAAAGUCCCCUGCCUGACCUGGAAAAGGAUGACAUGCUCACGAGGAGAGCAGGAGUACAUCAAAAGCAGAGUGGGAGUCCUUUUAAUGUGUUUCUGCCUAAACCUGGAGCUGUCAAAAACAAAGCCAUCACUGGUAGUGCACAAUACCAAUCCAGCGAGAAAGAGAAGACAAACACCCAGGACAGUAACCAUGGAAACCCUCUCAGCUGCACCCCUAGCGCUGUGACCCCACCCUCAGCAGACGUUGAGAACACGCCCAAGAUGCUGGACAGGCAGGAGGCGUGCACUGAGGGUGUGAUGGGUGGGAAAAGUGAUAUUUUAGGUGGGGCCACAGGCAAAACUCCCUCCCCCAAACCUGACCCCAACCCACGGCGUCCGUUUUGGCUGGAAGACGAUGAUCUCCCCCCAACAUUCAGUCACAAGGCUGCUAUUGUUUCUGAUGAAACAGAGAGCGUCAGUUUGAUUGACAUGCGUGAUGAGGAGGAAGUGGACACCCUGUCACCACACAGCCAAUCACGGCACGAGAGGCUGCACAACCAAUACAACAAGCUGAGGGAGGAGGAGGACCAGUGGCAGGAUGACCUGGCUCGGUGGAAGAAUCGAAGACGGAGUGCCUCUCAAGAUCUGAUCAAGAAGGAGGAGGAGAGGAAGAUGAUGGAAAAACUGAUGAUGUCAGAGGGAGAUGCCCAUCGCAGGAAGAGCAUCAAAACUUACAAAGAGAUUGUGGAGGAGAAGGAGCGUCGAGAGCAGGAGCUUCACGAGCUGUACUGUAAAGCCUCAACUCCAGAAGAGAAGGCAGCUGUGCUGCAGCGCUAUGCGCUUCGCUUUACUAUCAGUGAUGCUAUACUAGAGAAACUACAACUCCCAAAACUCCCUCCUGCUACAACAGCAGUGGUCACGUCUUCUCCCGCUCACCCUGGGCAACAAGCCACGUAUGCAUUAAAUGAAGAAGCAGAAGUUUCAGCGGCUCUGCCGUCCACCCAAACACAAACACUGCCCACCGUCCAGCCCCACCAGCAGACACCUCGGUGUUCAUCCCACAGUCGUCCCAAAACACCAGAGCUAUCACCCACUCGUAGCUCGAAAACCCCAGAAGUCCCACUCUCGCCCACCCGGGUACCCCCUCCACCCUCCAAACCUGUGCCACUAUUGACCCCAAAGCCUUACAGCCAGCCUAAACUCAAUCAAGCCUUUUACAAGCCCCUCAAAACUGAUGGAUUGGUGCGUGUGAAUGGGGAAUGCAGUGUAGAGGAAACAAAAGAGACUCCAGCACCAGUACAACCGGUCUCCUUCUCCCCAUUGCCGCCAAAACUAGCAGCCAAAAGUCCUCAACAAGAACCAGAAAUCUCACCAGCAAGUGAGACCACAGCACAAGAUCACACUCAGACCUUAUCCAGUGUCUUCAGCCAGGAGACAGAAAAGGCAAAUGAAGAGAUAAAGAGCCCCAGUAGUCCGCAGGAAAAGAGUAGCGAGGAGGAGACCUCCACAACACUCACAAAUUCAGAACUAACAGAAGAGAAGCAAACAGUCUCUAAUUCAGCGGUGAAGCGAAACUGUAUCAUCAAGACAACAAUUGUGACCGAACUUACGCAGACACAUUCACUUACCACAACAGACAUGUCCAGUGCUGACCAGUUGAGCACUUCAGAUGGUUCAGCUCAGAAGUCUUGUGAUGAGGUUUCCUCUACAGACUCCGGAAGGGCUGAAGGUGCCUCGUAUUCGCUCUCCCUGACAGAACCCUCACACUCCUCCAGUAGCUCUAGGUUACGCUGGGAGUUCUUCGCUCCAACAGAGGGACUUGACUUUACCAGCGAAUGUAUCGAAACCCCGAUUUUAAACCUCGCAAAGCGGGUUGAUCACUGGACUUGGGAUCCUAAUGAAGAGCGUAAACGGCAGGAGAGGUGGCAGCAAGAGCAGGAGCGCCUGCUACAGGAGAAGUAUCAGCGGGAACAGGAGAGGCUGAAGAAGGAGUGGGAGAAAGCUCAGAAGGAAGUGGAGGAGGAGGAGAGGAAACACAAUGAGGAGGAACGACGGAUUCUGGAAGAGACCGUGGCACCGUUGACUCCACGUGCACCAGCUCUGUCUUCUCCCAGUGUGACAGAAGACCCGCCGCUUUCCACACCUCCUCACGACACCGUUGUUCUCUCAUUGGCUGACUGGGAGAAAAAACAGGAAAAGCUGGAGAAAGAGACAAAGAAAAAUGGGGUAGAACACAGCUCUGAUCACACAGAAGCAAUCGCACCUGCACAGCAGAACGGCCAGAGAGCAGAACAUCAGGAGAGUCAAACAGCUACACCACAACUACAGUUCAUACAGGAUGGGACUUGGAGCUCCAAAUCUGAGAGCAAACCAGAAUGGAAAAAAACUGCCUCACUGGACAGGAAUCUGAGCCCUUCACAGACACAGCCUCCCAGGAUGAGGAGGACUGGCUCGUAUGAAAACAUUUUAGGGACGCACCCAUCUCAAUCACUUCCAUCAUCACAAGACACACCGCCCCCAUCACCAAGCAGGUCAGUGAGUGGUAAGAAGCUUUGCUCCAGCUGUGCACAUCCGCUGGGUAAAGGAGCUGCUAUGAUAAUUGAGACUUUGGGGCUCUACUUCCACAUCCAGUGCUUUAAGUGUGGUGUGUGUAAAGGGCUACUCGGUGACACAAGUGCAGGAACUGAUGUUCGGAUUCGAAACGGAGUGCUCAACUGUCAAGAUUGCUAUAUCAAAUCACGUGCUGCUGGCCAGCCAACCACCUUGUGACACCUUUGCCAAGUCUACCGAAGCCUGGACCAUUCCCGCGGAGAAGACAUAAGUUGAUGUUUCACUUCUGGAGCGAUUUCCAUAAAGCACAAUGUACAAAUCGCCCUGUGACACAAAUUGAUUAAAUUCGAACUCUAUGGAGCAUUCGAUUAUUCUUCUGGGCUUUAAUAUUAAUCUGGAAAAACGUCAUUCUGACGAUUAGACACAUGAGCGUACAUCGUGGUAACAAGUAUUAAACCUCACAUUAGCUUGUUGUACAAUGUGGAGCUUUCCACUGGACAGCCUAGAUAACUUAAAUUAGCAAUAAUGAUACCGACCCGCGUUUUGAACGAGAAAGUUUCCCCUAAAAUAAUAACUAACCUCAACAUUGAUCAAGUUGCACAAAAGAUAGGGGUAUCAUAUAGUUAUGUCAGCAGUUUUGCACUUUUGGAUCCUCUAUCCAUGAUUUUCAGCAGUUAUUGAAGGACAAUUUUAACAUUUUGUCCAAAAAAAAUCCCAUAUUUUCCAGUUUCACACAAUUUGUUUUUAGUUUUAAUGGUGUUUUUUGGUGAAAUGUGCGCUUUUAAAGUAAGACAUAGCACAAAAAUGACCUCUUUUAGGCUUCCAGAGGGCUGGGCAUAAAAGGGAUCCAAUUUUGGGUUUAAAAUAAUCUUGUAUCGGAUUAUCAGUAUUUUGCAAGAAGCAAAAAAACGUAAUCGUCCUCAACUGUUCUGAAACAGAAAUGUUUAUUUGAAUUCUCUAAUGUGAAGUGACAAUGUUUGUUUUUCAUUAAGUGCAGCCCACUAGCUUAUUUAAGUUUUAGCUGCAAACUUUGUUCUUCAAACAUAAUAAUGUGUGUGUACAAACAAAAACCAGAACUGUCCAGGCUGUGGCCUUUUCUGUGGUUCUUUAUGGAUGUGAUAACUGAACAAUAAAAAACAGGACAGGAAAAAUACUGAUGCCUUUGAACUUUGGUGUCAGCGAAGACUUUUGAGAGUACCUCGGACAUCAAACAAGAAAACAAAUGGAUCCUCGACCAAAUCAAGCCUCACCGCUCACCCACUCAGAACAUAAAACAUAAAAUAACAGAUUUUUCAUUCCAUGUUUGAGCCAUUGCUGAAAUGUACUUGGUAUUGUUUUUAUUUAAAAGCAUCGUUUACCUAGGAGCUUGAUAGCUAGCAUUCUGGCUGUAACAGCUUCUGAGAUGGGGUAAAGUUGAGUGUCAUGAUAUGUAGAAUGAAAGCAGUGAUGUUACUACUUUGCUAUCUUGUUCUAUGCCCUGUGAAAGCCUAUGGGAGGUCAGUUUAGGAACCACAUUUCACAAAAACGGCAUGCUUCAAACUGUAAACUGAAAAACUUUUUGCUACUUUGGGGGGAACACCCUUUUAAUGUUCCUUUUAAUUCAAAUUACUGUAAAACAAAAAUCAAAGAUAAGCGUAAUAAGCAAUGGUUAUCCCUUCACCCAUUAGCUUUGAACCGUAGGAAGUCAUUGAGCCUGUUAUUAUUGUUAAUAUUCCUGGCCUGCCUACAGACGUCCUGCGAUAUUUGGUUCGAUUUCUGCUGGAAGAUGAAUGGGAUAUAGCCUUCAGUGAGGCAAACUUUAUUUUAUCUUACAGCCUUAAUAGUAGGCGCUAUAUGCUGCAUGACUCUGCGAAGGGCCGGUUCUAAAGGGAGCGACUGGACAUCUUUCAUUAUGGUUUAAAAAAAAAAGAGAAAGAAAAAAAAAAACAUUGGUUCUUUAACUUGUGUGGUUUUAAGUUAAUUGCUGUGUUAACCCAUUUUGAGUAUUCUUCCUUCUCAUUUUGUAUUUUUUUGUUCUCAUUUGUCUUCUCAUUUUCGAUCACAUAUUAGCCUAGCUUGCGGUUUAAAAUGCAUGAUGUUUUGAGGUCUCACUUAAGUAGUGGAUGAAUACAUUUCCAUUUGGUUGUUCUUUACAUUGUAAUUUUCAUUUUCGUGGCCAUUUGGUGAAGAAGAAAAAAACUUAGGCUGUUAGUUUUGGAGAAGUUUUCCUUUUCUGUUGUUCCAGACAGCUGUCAAUCAUAUACAUUGCUAUGUUGUGCCUUAAGAAUGAUUGCACAUUUGGAGGAAGGUUGUGUGGUUGUGUUCUGUAUGCAACGUCCAGAGCUAUUUCGUUUUGUUUUUUUCUUUGCAAAUGGUAAAAGAAAUAUGCACAAAUUUCUCUAUUUCUAUCAUUGUCUUUCUAUUCACAAACCUUUCAAGCUGCAUAACAAAACUUGUAAUCGUUUGGCUGUUGUGAAUGAUGUUUUAUGCCACAGCAGGGCUCAGCAUGCUCUCGAAAUAUGUUUUAAUAUCCGAAAUCAGUUUUAAAAAACCUGAAGGAAAUGGAUAGAUUGAGGUUUCCACAUGCAGCCGUUUAUGUUGUCUGUCUUAUUUGCGUAGGCUAAUCUCUAAUUAAGAUAUAAGAAUAAUGAAGAGGAGCAGGAUAAUGUAGCCGAAGGUUUUGUUACUCAGAGGAAUAAUGGCCCAUGUAUUAAAGCUCGUUAUUUAUUUUAUCACCUUAAGGACGAUGAAUAGGACAACCUGGCAACCCUUGUAAUGCAGUGGGUUUUAUAGCAAGUGUAUGUUUAUAAAUAAACUAUUUUAAAUGCGC
Molecule: messenger RNA, 8346 nt
Organism: Colossoma macropomum (tambaqui)
Lineage: Eukaryota; Metazoa; Chordata; Actinopteri; Characiformes; Serrasalmidae
Gene: limch1a
Product: LIM and calponin homology domains 1a
Exons: 34
Coding region: 111-5756 (1881 amino acids)
Biological process (GO): positive regulation of stress fiber assembly; regulation of focal adhesion assembly
Cellular component (GO): stress fiber
Molecular function (GO): myosin II head/neck binding
Source: RefSeq, a predicted model, not a curated record